GUCUCACCCGUGCAAGGAAGGAUGGGAGCGAGCGGGAAGAGCGCGUGGGAUAUCAUAAGAACUCUUGGGUUCCAAGGCCAGAGCUCUGAACUCAAGUCCCCAGGGUUGCAACUCACUGUCUAACUUCAGGAAAUCAGUUUCUUUCUCCCUCCCUGGAGAGGGGACCCACCACUUGCGAACUCUGUGAAUUUGGCCACUCUGGUCUUGGGCCACUUCACGGGUGAGCUGGGGACGGCGUUAGAUGUGAAGACGUGGCUGUGGAAGCAGCAGGGCACAGAGUCGGGGAUAAGUAAAUCGAAUGAUGAGGUAUCUGGGCCAGGCUCUGGGUGGGAGAGCCGAAAUCAAGGAUGGGAGAUUGGGGGAAGGGCAGACAGCAAGGAGACGUGGACCGGGAGGUGGAGAAGCCAGACAAGGGCUGGAGAGGAGGGCAAGCAGGAGCCGGAGCAGCGGGACCAGGCGGGGCUUAGGGGACACAGAAGUGGAUGUUGCAUUCUUGACUCUCGCCCAAUUUCCUCCACCCUACCUUGCUCUCCAGGAGCGACCGCUGGGACAGGAUGAGAUCGAAGAGCUCCGAGAAGCAUUUCUUGAGUUUGACAAGGACCGAGAUGGGUUCAUCUGUUACAAGGACCUGGGCAAUCUCAUGAGGACAAUGGGUUAUAUGCCCACAGAGAUGGAGUUGACGGAGCUGGGCCAGCAAAUCCGCAUGAACUUGGGCGGUCGGGUGGACUUCGACGACUUCGUGGAGCUGAUGACCCCCAAGUUGCUUGCGGAGACUGCCGGGAUGAUCGGCGUCCAGGAAUUGCGAGACGCCUUCAAGGAGUUUGAUGCCAACGGCGACGGGGAGAUCACGCUGGGAGAGCUGCAGCAGGCCAUGCAACGGCUGCUAGGCGAGAAGCUCACGCCCCAUGAGAUCGCCGAGGUCGUCCAGGAAGCUGACAUCAACGGAGACGGCACCGUGGACUUCGAAGAGUUUGUGAAGAUGAUGUCUCGUUGAGAAGCUUCUGGAAGCCCCAGAAGUAGCUGUUCAAUAGGAUGGAAGCCCAGGUGGAAGCCCAACUCCAACAGCCCCUUGAGGGAGCCGGGGUGGGAAGGUGGAGGGAGUGGGGACUGGCCGUGUGAUGGUGGGCUGCAAGUUGGGGUGCGAUCUAAGCUUAGCGGGGUGCAGCUGUAGAAUCAGAAGGAAGAGCCUCUGAAGACACCUCAAAA
Molecule: messenger RNA, 1206 nt
Organism: Ochotona curzoniae (black-lipped pika)
Lineage: Eukaryota; Metazoa; Chordata; Mammalia; Lagomorpha; Ochotonidae
Gene: CABP5
Product: calcium binding protein 5
Exons: 5
Coding region: 299-994 (231 amino acids)
Molecular function (GO): calcium ion binding
Source: RefSeq, a predicted model, not a curated record